GAUAUGAGCGGCGCACUGAGCAGCUUAUGAUACACUUGUCCUCUUUACGUUUAUUUAUUCGUAAUAUAACAUUUAUUAUAUUAAGUUAAUUAACUGAACAAGAGUUAAUUAGUAAUUCUUUUUUUUUUAUUAUUGUAGUUUGUUGUAUUUUUAUUUUAUUAUACUCAUAGUUGAAUAAUACGCGUUUAUAUGAUUAUCGUUUUUGUCGUCCAACAAUUGUAGCGCCGUGUGCGACGACCCUAAUAAUUCCGUGUCUUUUGUGUUAUAUUAUCAGUGCACCUCCCACAUAAACUCAACUUUUCGGCCAUCCGGGCCGCCGCCAAUUGUGUCUUAAUCCGUAUCCGCUCGUUGAUCUGAAUCGUGCCGUCAACAUGUCUCAGAUAUUGCCCAUCAAGUUCCAGGAGCACUUGCAGCUCACAAAUGUCGGCAUCAAUCAGUCAAACAUUAGCUUUAACACGCUUACCAUGGAAUCGGAUAAAUAUAUUUGUGUGCGUGAAAAGACUGGUGAUGUGGCACAAGUGGUUAUUGUUGAUAUGGCUGAUCCACAAAAUCCAAUCAGACGCCCAAUUUCUGCUGACUCGGCCAUCAUGAAUCCAGCUAGCAAAGUUAUUGCACUCAAAGGAAAAGCUGGUACUGAAGGAACUGCUGCUUCCCAAAAAACACUACAGAUAUUUAAUAUUGAGAUGAAGAGUAAAAUGAAGGCUCACAUUAUGCAAGAUGAUGUGGUUUUUUGGAAAUGGAUUUCGCCUAACACUUUAGCCCUUGUAACUGAAACGUCCGUUUUCCAUUGGAGUAUGGAAGGAGACUCCACUCCCGUUAAAAUGUUUGAUCGUCAUUCAACAUUAAAUGGAUGUCAGAUAAUUAAUUAUCGAACAGAUCACAAACAGCAGUGGUUGUUAUUAAUAGGAAUUUCAGCUCAGCAAAAUCGUGUUGUUGGAGCAAUGCAACUAUAUUCUGUUGAAAAAAGUUGUUCGCAACCUAUCGAGGGACAUGCUGCAGCAUUUGCGAGGUUUCAAAUGGAAGGAAAUAGGGAAAUGUCUACAUUGUUUUGUUUUGCAGCUCGUACUGCAGCUGGUGGAAAGUUACAUAUUGUUGAAGUUGUCCAAACACCACGAGGCAACCAGCCUUUUCCGAAAAAACAAGUUGAAGUUUUCUUCCCUCCAGAAGCCCAAAAUGAUUUUCCAGUUGCUAUGCAAGUGAGCUCUAAGUUUGAUGUUAUCUACCUUAUCACCAAAUAUGGCUACAUUCACUUGUACGACAUCGAAACUGCUACUUGUAUCUAUAUGAACCGCAUAAGUGGUGAUACAAUAUUUGUAACUGCUCCACACGAUGCCACUGGUGGAAUUAUUGGUGUUAAUCGUAAAGGACAAGUAUUAUCAGUCAGUGUUGAAGAAGACAAUAUUAUUCCGUAUAUAAACACUGUAUUACAACAUCCCGAACUCGCUUUACGAAUGGCCGUCCGCAAUAAUUUAUCUGGUGCUGAAGAAUUGUUUGUACGCAAGUUUAACAUGCUUUUCCAAAAUGGACAGUAUGCUGAUGCAGCUAAGGUAGCCGCCAAUGCCCCUAAAGGUAUACUUAGAACACCUUCAACCAUACAAAAAUUCCAGCAAGUCCCAACAGCUACCAAUCAAUCUUCACCUCUUCUACAGUACUUCGGCAUAUUACUUGAUCAGGGAAAAUUAAAUAAAUACGAAUCAUUAGAGUUGUGUCGUCCAGUUCUUGCUCAAGAUAAACGACAAUUAUUAGAGAAAUGGUUAAAAGAAGAUAAAUUAGAAUGUUCUGAAGAAUUGGGUGAUUUAGUCAAAACAGCUGAUAUCUCUUUAGCAUUAUCAGUUUAUCUUCGUGCAAAUAUACCACCUAAAGUCGUCCAGUGUUUCGCUGAAACUGGCCAGUAUCAGAAAAUAAUUUUGUACUCUCAAAAGAUCAGCUAUGUACCUGAUUAUAUUCAUUUGUUCAGGAAUGUAGUUUUGAGAACAACUCCCGAUCAUGCUGUUGAAUUUGCCCAAAUGUUGUUAUCUGACGAUGCAGAACCUUUAGCUAACAUCAAUCAAAUUGUUGAUAUAUUCAUUGAACAAAAUAUGGUCCAGCAAUGCACAAAAUUCCUUUUGGAAGCCUUAAAGCAUAACCGUGAAGCUGAAGGUCCAUUACAAACUCGUCUACUUGAAAUGAAUUUGAUAUCUGCUCCACAAGUUGCGGAUGCAAUUCUUGGCAAUCAAAUGUUUACUCAUUAUGAUCGAGCUCAUGUUGCACAACUCUGUGAAAAGGCAGGUCUUUUACAAAGAGCAUUGGAGCAUUACACAGAUUUAUAUGACAUAAAAAGGGCAGUUGUUCAUACACAAUUGUUAAAUCCAGAUUGGCUUAUUGGUUACUUUGGUUCUCUGAGCGUUGAAGACUCUCUGGAAUGUUUAAAAGCUAUGCUCACGAAUAAUAUUAGACAAAACCUUCAAAUUUGUGUUAAGAUAGCAACCAAAUAUCAUGAACAACUUACCACAAAAGCUUUAAUUGAUUUGUUCGAGUCAUUUAAGAGUUAUGAAGGUCUUUUUUACUUUUUGGGUUCCAUUGUUAACUUCAGUCAAGAUCCAGAAGUUCACUUUAAAUACAUACAGGCUGCAUGUAAAACGGGACAAAUUAAAGAAGUGGAGCGAAUAUGUCGAGAAUCAACAUGUUAUAAUGCUGAAAGAGUUAAAAACUUUUUGAAAGAAGCAAAACUUACUGAUCAGUUACCGCUAAUUAUUGUGUGUGAUCGGUUUAACUUUGUGCACGAUCUUGUCUUGUAUCUCUAUAGAAACAACUUGCAAAAAUACAUAGAAAUUUAUGUACAAAAAGUCAAUCCAUCUCGUCUACCAGUUGUAGUCGGUGGUCUUCUCGAUGUAGAUUGUUCUGAAGAUAUUAUUAAAAACCUUAUUCAAGUUGUGAGAGGAGAAUUCUCUACCGAUGAAUUAGUUGAAGAAGUCGAAAAGCGUAAUCGUUUAAAAUUGUUGUCUUCGUGGUUAGAAUUGCGUGUACACGACGGUAGUGAGGAACCUGCUACUCAUAAUGCUUUGGCCAAAAUUUAUAUUGACAGUAACAACAAUCCAGAAAGAUAUUUGAAAGAAAACAAGUUCUAUGACAGCAGAGUUGUUGGAAAGUAUUGUGAAAAGCGCGAUCCACAUUUGGCGUGUGUUGCUUAUGAACGUGGAAAAUGUGAUUUAGAAUUGAUUAAUGUGUGCAAUGAAAAUAGUUUGUUUAAAUCUGAAGCACGAUAUUUGGUUCGACGCCGUAAUCCUGAAUUAUGGUUGGAAGUUUUGAAUGAAAACAACAUCUAUCGUCGUCCUCUUAUUGAUCAAGUUGUUCAAACGGCUCUAUCCGAAACUCAAGAUCCUGAAGAUAUAUCUGUGACUGUAAAGGCUUUUAUGACUGCUGAUUUGCCUAAUGAAUUAAUUGAGUUACUUGAAAAAAUUGUAUUUGAUAAUUCUUUGUUCAGCUCACAUCGGAAUUUACAAAAUCUAUUAAUAUUGACGGCAGUUAAAGCUGAUCGCACUCGAGUCAUGGACUACAUUAACCGUUUAGAUAACUAUGAUGCACCUGACAUAGCUUCAAUCGCUAUUAAUAAUGAAUUGUAUGAAGAAGCUUUUGCUAUAUUCAAAAAGUUCAAUGUUAAUCAAUCUGCUAUUCAGGUGUUAAUAGAAAAUGUGAAAAACCUUGACCGAGCGUAUGAAUUUGCCGAACGGUGCAACGAACCAGGCGUAUGGAGUUUGUUGGCCAAAGCCCAAUUACAGAAUAUGUUUGUCAAAGAAGCUAUUGAUUCAUUCAUUAAAGCUGAUGAUCCCAGUGCGUACAUGGAUGUGGUACAAACUGCACAUAAAACAGGAAGUUGGGAAGAUCUUGUUCGCUAUUUGCAAAUGUCUAGAAAGAAGGCUCGUGAAUCUUAUAUCGAGAGUGAAUUGAUUUAUGCGUAUGCAAAAACUAACAGGCUUGCUGAUCUCGAGGAGUUUAUAUCGGGUCCAAAUCAUGCUGAUAUUCAAAAGAUAGGCGAUAGGUGUUUCGAUGAUGAAAUGUAUGAACCAGCUAAACUGUUAUACAAUAACGUUUCAAACUUUGCGCGUUUGGCUAUUACUCUUGUUCACCUUAAAGAAUAUCAGGGUGCCGUUGAUAGUGCUCGUAAAGCCAAUAGUACUAGAACAUGGAAAGAAGUGUGUUUCGCUUGUGUUGACAAUAAUGAGUUUAGAUUAGCUCAAAUGUGCGGUUUACAUAUUGUGGUUCAUGCUGAUGAGUUGGAAGAUUUAAUCAACUAUUAUCAAGAUCGUGGCUACUUUGAAGAACUGAUCAAUUUAUUGGAAGCAGCGUUGGGAUUGGAACGUGCACAUAUGGGAAUGUUUACAGAAUUGGCUAUUUUGUACUCAAAAUACAAACCAGCUAAAAUGAAGGAACACUUAGAACUGUUUUGGUCUCGAGUGAAUAUACCAAAAGUGUUGAGAGCGGCUGAACAAGCCCACUUGUGGUCGGAGUUAGUAUUUUUGUAUGACAAAUAUGAAGAGUAUGACAACGCAGUGUUAGCUAUGAUGAACCAUCCAACUGAAGCCUGGCGUGAAAGUCAUUUCAAAGAUAUUAUUACCAAAGUUGCCAAUUUAGAAUUGUAUUAUAAAGCAGUUCAGUUUUAUGUUGAUUAUAAACCGCUUCUCCUCAAUGACUUGUUGUUAGUGUUGACACCACGUAUGGACCACACUAGAGCAGUUGCCUAUUUCUCGAAGACAAAUCAAUUACAAUUGGUCAAAACUUACUUGCGUUCGGUGCAGUCAUUAAAUAACAAGGCUAUCAAUGAAGCAUUGAAUAAUCUAUUAAUUGAUGAAGAAGAUUACCAAGGUUUAAGAACAUCUAUUGAUGCAUUUGAUAAUUUUGACACAAUCGCACUUGCCCAAAAGCUUGAAAAACACGAAUUGACUGAAUUCAGACGUAUUGCUGCCUAUUUGUACAAAAGUAAUAACCGAUGGAAGCAGAGUGUUGAGUUGUGCAAGAAAGACAGAUUGUAUAAGGAUGCUAUGGAGUAUGCAGCUGAAUCCAAGAACUCCGAAGUGGCCGAAGAGUUAGUAACUUGGUUCUUGGAACGGGGAAACUACGAUUGUUUUGCCGCAGCUUUGUUCCAAUGUUACGAUCUUGUUCACCCAGAUGUAGUAUUAGAAUUAGCAUGGAGGCAUAAUAUUAUGGAUUUUGCCAUGCCUUAUCUAAUACAAGUCACUAGGGAAUAUGUAGCUAAAGUUGACAAAUUAGAAGAAGCCGAAUCAAAGCGUGUCGAAGAGCAUAAAGAAGAAGACAUUAAGCCAAUGAUGAUGCCUGAACCACAACUGAUGUUAACAGCUGGUCCAUCCGUAAUGAACAAUAUGUAUUCACCGUCUUACCAGGGAGCAAUUCCUCCUUCACAACCCUACGCUCCUCCUAAUGCUGCAGGCUCUUACGCCGCCCCAAGCAAUUUACCUUAUCCAGGUUAUGGAAUUUAAUGGAUCCAUUACAUACUCCUUUCCUUUAUAGCAGUAUUUUAUAAGAAAACAAUGAUGGGGCUCUGCUAUUAAAACUAGAAAAUUUACCCUCUGUGUUUAUAUUUAAUAAAUAGAAAUAAUAAUUCUUUUUGAAAGUCAUUCCAACAAAAUAUAAACUUGAAUAAGCUUUACAAAAAAUAUAUACAUUUAUAAAUUUAUGUAUGUUUAUUAUACUACUCUCAUCAUUGUUAGAUAAUAUUUACAUAGUUAAUGUUAAUACUUGUUAAAAUAUUAUUUGUUUAAAUUAUUCAACUUCACGUCGUAACUUAUGAAUUAUUUGCAUA
This is a messenger RNA of Adelges cooleyi (spruce gall adelgid), 5797 nucleotides long. RefSeq names its product clathrin heavy chain (gene Chc). Gene Ontology annotation, molecular function: structural molecule activity; clathrin light chain binding. Gene Ontology annotation, biological process: receptor-mediated endocytosis; intracellular protein transport. Bases 372 to 5474 code for a protein of 1700 amino acids. The transcript has 22 exons. Lineage: Eukaryota; Metazoa; Arthropoda; Insecta; Hemiptera; Adelgidae. The record is from RefSeq and is a predicted model, not a curated record. Gene Ontology annotation, cellular component: clathrin complex; clathrin coat of trans-Golgi network vesicle; clathrin coat of coated pit.